Messenger RNA from Pelecanus crispus (Dalmatian pelican), 2920 nucleotides. NCBI's taxonomy places the organism in Eukaryota, Metazoa, Chordata, Aves, Pelecaniformes, Pelecanidae. The record is from RefSeq and is a predicted model, not a curated record.
GAUCGCUUUCAAAACAACGUCCAGCAAGAACAAAGCUGGGCCCGGGAGAAAGUGAAACUCGUACCCGCCUUUGAGUUUGUCCAGCGGGAGGGCGAGGCGGGAUUUGCGUGCCUGCCUGCGGGAUUGCCGCCCGUGCCCCUCCGCAGGGCUCGGCAGCCGCUGGAGUUUCGAAUGCCCCUUUGCAAUGCAGCGCUUCUUACUGGAAGGGAGAAAGCAGCGCGUUUGCUGGGGGUGUCCCCAAAAUUCUCGGCGUCGUUGGUUCCGUUAGUAUGGUCUGAAGACUUGCGCCGUGAAUUUGGUCGUUAUGGGCCUAUAGUUGAUGUAUACGUUCCACUUGACUUCUACACUCGUCGUCCCAGAGGAUUUGCUUAUGUUCAAUUUGAAGAUGUCCGUGAUGCAGAAGAUGCUCUCCAUAAUUUGGAUCGAAAGUGGAUUUGUGGUCGGCAAAUAGAAAUCCAGUUUGCACAGGGGGAUCGGAAAGCACCAAAUCAAAUGAAAGCCAAGGAAGGGAGAAACCUAUACAGUUCUUCUCGUUACGAUGACUAUGACAGAUAUAGGCGAUCUAGAAGUCGGAGUUACGAAAGGAGACGGUCUAGAAGUCGUUCUUUUGAUUACAGCUAUAGAAGAUCGUAUAGUCCCAGAAACAGUAGACCUACUGGAAGACCUCGUCGUAGCAGAAGCCAUUCGGACAAUGAUAGGUUCAAACACCGCAAUCGAUCUUUUUCAAGAUCUAAGUCCAAUUCAAGAUCACGAUCCAAGUCACAGCCCAAGAAAGAAAUGAAGGCUAAAUCACGGUCUAGGUCUGCAUCUCACACCAAAUCUAGAGGCACCUCUAAAACAGAUUCUAAAACACACUAUAAGUCCAGCUCAAGAUAUGAAAAGGAGUCGAGAAAAAAAGAACCAGCUAGAUCCAAAUCACAGUCAAGAUCACAUUCUAGAUCUAGGUCAAAAUCCAGAUCAAGGUCAUGGACUAGUCCCAAGUCCAGUGGCCACUAACAGUGUAUCCAUGUUGGUUUUAGGCAUGUAAGAUUCAUUUACACACAGUUCAGUUUACUUAAAUUAUCAGGAAUAUGAUGUUGCAACAGUGCUAAAAAAUAUUUUCUUUGUCAGUUUUCCCUGUAGCCGACAAUGGUUAAAAUUAAAACAGUGUUGAGAGGCCACUGAGAGAGAGCGAGGAGAGAGAGAGAGAGAGAGAGAGAGAAUGUCCACUUGGUUAAAUGUCAUGGGCAGCUACUGAUUUGGUUGUGGUGUCUCUAUGUAUAUUUUUGUAAAGAUUUGCAUUUUUAAUGCUUAGAUAUUGGUGAUGACUUGAUUGAUCGUAACUUGCAACAUUGUCCUAUUAAAAAUGUCAUACCUGUAGAGAAAUUGGUACCAGUUUGUGCUGAACAGUUAAACCAACUGUUUAACUUGUUCUUUAAUGCUAAACUUUGUGAGAGAACAGAAAACUGGACAGCUGUAGUGCAACACUGACUGCUGUGAAAUGCAGACUGGCAAUUUUAUGUUUCCAUUGUUCAAAGGCAGGUUUCUGUGUUCUCCAUGCCCACUGACGCAAGUAGGCUGGUAAAUGGAGCUCUAUGGAGAGAUAUUUUUGAGAUUUCUCUUUAACCCUGCCAUCUGGAGAGAUGGUACUAACAUUGCACGUACUACAUGGGGAGAGAAGAGUUGGUCUUGGAAGCUCGUUCAGAGAUUGUGCAGUGUCGUGAUUUGUCAGGAUAGAGGCUUCACUGCUUUUGACCUGGCUGCUAGUACUAAAUGUGUGAGGAAAAAAAAAACCACCUUGAAAUGGAAGAUUAAAUUCAGAUUUCAGUAAAUGGCAGAGCAACUAAAUAUUAGGUUGUGUGUACAUUUUAUGCAGUUUUUGUAUCUAUUCUAAAUUUUAGUGAGCAGUUAACCAUAAAAUUGCUUAGUUUUCCUGCUGUUAGAUACAAGUAGAUUGUUUCGAGUUGUGUGUGUACAGUAUAUAAGAACUAAACUUUUAUGCCAAUGACUCCUGUGGUUAGUUGGUGUAUUUCAUAGGUAUAAAACUGUAGCCAUCUCUCUUCCUGAGUAACAAAGGCUUGCUUUUACACAUCAAAAAGUAUUUGGUCAAGCAAGUCUGAAUCACUUCUUCCUCAGAAUGGAUAGCGGUUUGGUUACAAGAUUUCAUUUUACUUAAGAACAAAUGUUUGAAGUUGGAUAUGAACAAGAGCUGCAUCUCUAGCUAUUUAGUUUUUCACUAAUACAGUAUAUUUAGUAAAUUGAAUGUGAAAAGUAACAAAACCAGUGUGUAAUCUUACCAGUAUUUCUCUAGAAGGCAAGAUACUUUGUAAUGAAAAUGGCUUUUGGCGUUGUUUUUUUUCUAUUUACCUUCAAAAGCCAGCAUCAAACACCUGGUGUUCCUUGCUGUCUUAUGUAGUAGCAUAUGAAGACAUUGAUUUCAAAAAGUUCCUUUUUAGAGAAAUGUUUUAGGUUUGGGUUUUAGUGUUUUCAGCAGGGCCUUUGAAGAAACGCAGAUGGCUUUUAAAUAUUGGCCAUGGAACGUGCUUAGGGGGUUGAUUCUAGAAUCUUUGUACAUUUGAUAGUAUUUCUAACUUUUUCUUUACUGUUUGCAGUUAAUGUUCAUGUUCUGCUAUGCAAUCAUUUAUAUGCACGUUCCUUUAAUUUUGUAGACUUUCCUGGAUGUAUAGUUUAAAAACAGCAAAAAGUCUAUUUAAAACUGUAGCAGUAGUGUGCAGCUCUAGCAGAGGAAAGUUGUGGGAUUAAACUUUGUAUUUCCUUUCUUAUAGAGGCUUCUAAAAAGGUAUUUUUAUAUGUUCUUUUUAACAAAUAUUGUGUACUACCUUUAAAACAUCAAUGUUUUGAUCAAAAUAACUAAAGACCCAGCUUAUUUUCUGCUUGCUGUAAAUUUAGCAAACAUGCUGUAAUAAAAAAAUGAAGGAAA